UUUGCUCUUUUCGCUGCUUGUUGCCUGGCAAUGAUUUUUGUGGUUGGUGCUGUGAUCAUGACUAUGAGACUAUUUGAACAGGGCGGUAUGUGAAGAAACUGAGAUAUGAGCAGAACAAGACUGCCGCAUAAUAUUCUUGAUUUUAAACAGUUUUUGCUUCGCAGACAAGUAAUUUACUUAUACAGAGAAGUUCUGAAGUUGAUUAAAGAGCAUAAAUCUCUGGACCAGCAAAGAGAAUUAAAAGAGUGGGCAAGUUAUGAGUUUAGGUCAAGGAAAAAUUUGACAGAUGAGGGAGCAGUAAAGAUGCACUUGGCCAAAGGAAGACUGGCUGUUAAAGAGCUAGCAGCUGCAAUAAGAAUGGCAAAGUGAUGGAAGUCUGUAAAUUGGGAUGGCAAGAUGUAAAUAUUUAGAGCCAGUUAUCGAUACGUUUGUCCUCAUUAAAAACUGCGAGUCCUGCAACUGUUGUACUCCAUAAAACUGUGUGUCUCCAUAAAAUAUGAAAGUUGAGAAUAGGUGAGGUAUUCAUGAAUAAUGUCACUGUCUUUUUUAUUGUUUUAUUUUAGCAUAACAGGUAUAUAAACAAACAAACAACCAAACUUAAAAGUGUUUUUUGUAAAUUUUAAUGUAAUUGUGUUGAAUUACUAUGACUGAAUUCAUUCAAUCUA
Messenger RNA from Rhopilema esculentum, 665 nucleotides. Its product is annotated as LYR motif-containing protein 2. NCBI's taxonomy places the organism in Eukaryota, Metazoa, Cnidaria, Scyphozoa, Rhizostomeae, Rhizostomatidae. Gene Ontology annotation, cellular component: mitochondrion. The record is from RefSeq and is a predicted model, not a curated record.